AUGGCUCCGUCGUCGCACGUGGUCAUCGCGAGCGUUACCGUGUGCGCGGUGGUCGCCAUCGGGGUGUGCUAUCUGUGCAUGCGGAAGAAACGGAGAGACGGUGAUGGGUACGACGGGCCUGGCCAGGCGCCCGCAGGGACAGCGGCUACAGCUGGGGCUGCAGCGGCUGCUAAUGGCGAAACUCGCGUGCCGCUUCUGUUCUCUCAGGACUGGGGCGACGAGAGCGAGGACAUAGAGCAGCAGUCCUUCCCGCCCUCGCAGCCCUCCGCCUCCGCGGACCAGCAAGCAGCGGCGGAAGCAGAGGCAGCAGAGGCAGCGCGGGCAGCGCGGCAGAAGCAGUGGGAGGAGGAGCGGCGGCAGGCGGAGGCAGAGGCGGCAGAGGAGGCAGCAGCGGUGGCUGCUGCGGCGAAUAAACGCGCGAGGAAGGAGGGAGGGGGGAGGCAAGGGAGGGUGAAGUUUGGAGAGUCGACUGUGAGGGAGUAUGAUGCUGGGGAGGGGAUGGAUGGAGAGGGGGACGGAGAGGCUGCUGCUGCUUCUGCUGCUGCGGCUGUUCCUGCUGCUGCUGUCCCUGAUGCUGCAGCUGCUGCAAAAAAGAAGGCUGCUAGGAGGGAAGGCGCCACACUGGUGCUGGAGGUGAUCAGCGGGCCGGCAUCAGGCGGUAGGCUGGUGUUGAAGAAUGAGAAGCUGGAGCCAUGGCCGUCCGCCACCAUAGGGCGGGUGAAGGCCAACGACCUGCAGCUGAACGAUGGGGAGGUGUCCAGCAAGCACGCCUAUGUUACAUGGAACGCCCUGUCGGGGCGGUGGGAGGUGGUGGAUCGCGGGUCGCUCAACGGCACGCUGCUGAACGAUGAGGCCAUCAACGCAGAGGCGGACGAGGAGGGCGAGCGCACGGAGGGGCGGCCGUGCCAGCUGGCUGAUGGGGACGUGAUCACGUGCGGGUCGCAGUCUCGCAUCCUGGUGCGACUAUUGGCGGACACAAGCAAAGUGGAGCACCCGUGCCCCGAUGCCCCGUGUGAAAUCGCCAUAGCAGCCGAUCCCAUGCGGGCGCGCAAGGGAGGCAAGCAGCUGCCCAUGGAGGAUGUGCCUCUGUGCGAGUGGCCACUCAGAGGGUUGCAGGAUAUGGGCAUCUGCUGUGUGUUUGACGGCCAUGCGGGCCGGCAGUGCGCCGACAAUGUGAAGAGAAUCUUCCCAGAAAAGCUUUCUCAAGAGCUGCUGAAGGGCGGAAAGCACGUGGUGGUGCGCAUGAGCUGCAACGCGACCGACGUGCUGCGAGCGGCCUUCAAGGCAACAGAGGAGGAGCUCAAUAACGAGGAUGAGGGCUGCACUGCCACUGUGCUGCUCGUAUGGCGGGCCUUCCAGCCGCCCCACCGCGUGUGGGUGCAGGCAGGCAACCUGGGAGACUCGCACUGCGUGCUGGGCCUGGGCAGUGCGAGCGAGGAGGGUGUGGUGCAGAUGACGGAGGACCAUCGGCUGACAGGCCCUGUGGAGAAGGGGCGUUUGGCGUCCAUUGGCAAGCCCAUGCGCGAUGGGGACACACGGCUGUGCGGCAUGAACAUAGCGCGUGUGUUCGGAGACAAGUUCCUCAAGCAGCAGGACGUGGGACUCUCCUCGGACCCAUUCAUCCAUGCGCCCCUGCAGCUGCCCGUGCCUGAAGAAGGGGGCACGAGCAAGCCCGUCAUUGGCGUCAUUGCCAGUGACGGUUUAUGGGACGUGAUGUCAGUUAAACGAGCCAUUCAAGUGGCACUAGAGGCUCGGAAGGAGCAGGAGGAGGCGGGGGUGGAGGGCAGCGCAGCAGAGGCGAUGGCAAGUGCUCUGGUGGCAAAGGCUCGCACACUGAGGACACACGACAACACCACCGUUGUGGGAAUCGACUUCACUGCCAUGCUGCAGGGCACUGCUUGA
Closterium sp. NIES-65 is the source of this 1902-nucleotide messenger RNA. Lineage: Eukaryota; Viridiplantae; Streptophyta; Zygnematophyceae; Desmidiales; Closteriaceae. The record is from the annotation of a GenBank genome assembly.